Chondrus crispus (carragheen) is the source of this 312-nucleotide messenger RNA. RefSeq lists its product as hypothetical. The transcript has a single exon. The record is from RefSeq and is a predicted model, not a curated record. The coding region runs from base 1 to 312 and encodes 103 amino acids. NCBI's taxonomy places the organism in Eukaryota, Rhodophyta, Florideophyceae, Gigartinales, Gigartinaceae.
AUGCGCUACCUUUGGUUGCGGGGCAACAGCGACUGCUGCAUUGCCGUUUGUAGAACUGCGGAUGUAAUUUCCAUGUACGGUAUGAGUGGUAUAGGUAGUCCCACCGAUGCGGUACAAAUGACCACACUAAUCGAGGCAACACUUGCCGUCAUGGGAUGGACUGCACCCCUGCCUUUUAAAAUUUCCUUGUGGUCUCGUCUGGUAGCCCCUGUUGUGGAUUUAGUGCCCCUUCUGCCACCUGUUGUGCAACAUGAAAGCGUCGCUGUGUUCAGGAGUCAAGGCAGUUGGCGGAACGAUUUGUGCUGCUGGUAG